Messenger RNA from Punica granatum (pomegranate), 1264 nucleotides. NCBI's taxonomy places the organism in Eukaryota, Viridiplantae, Streptophyta, Magnoliopsida, Myrtales, Lythraceae. The record is from RefSeq and is a predicted model, not a curated record.
CAUCCUAAAUUCCAACCGCUAUUUGCUGGGAGAUGAACUUUGUAGUCUACACCACAGACUGUCAAGGCUAAUUUCUUCACCAUUGUUUCCUUUCUCUUACCUUUAUAUCACCUCCCUCCAAUAUAUAAGCAAUUCAUCACUCUUCUCUUUCACUGCAUAUUAUCUCAUUUCAUUAGAAGUUUCAUUUGAAGUCCCAAAAUGGCUGCCAGGCUAAGCCUCCUCUCCCUGACACAGCUCCAACAAUUGGCUCAGUCGGAGCCGGCGACCAACUAUCCUGGCGUUCCAGGCUCGGGCGAUGCGCAGUUGGUGUGGAACCCUACGGUGCGGGCUCCAGAAGAAUUAGAUGACUCCUGGGAGGUGAGAGCCUUUGUGGAGGACUAUACAGGGAGUGUCUCGGGCUCGACCUGGCCUCCGAGGUGUUACACCUGCACAUUCUGCAAGAGGGAGUUCCGGUCGGCCCAGGCCCUGGGCGGCCACAUGAAUGUCCAUCGCCGUGACCGUGCUACUAAGCGGCUCCAUCACCAAUUGCCGCCACCAGCCGCUGCCUUGUCAUCAGCCUCUACUUCCUCUUCCGCACUCGUUGUCCCUGGUCAAGAAUUAGCCAACAUUAACAGAGGGCUUUGCGUUCUCUACCAGCUACCUCCUCAAUUUGAUGCUGCCAUGUCGAGCAAUUGGUUCCCUGCGCCUGUUGAUAAUAACUUGCUGGCGAAGCCCAGCACGAGCUUCACUUCUUCUCACGCAUACUCGAGCAAAUUUAUUGAAGCAUCUUCUGCUCAAAUCAGCAAUUGUCACAGUAGGGGUGAUGCCGAUGGCAAGUGGAAUAAAGAUUUUGUUGAAGACCUUGAUCUUGAGCUUCGUCUCGGGUAUAAGCCAUUGCCUUCGUAAUGGAGCCGUACUCGCUACGACAGUCACAGGAUUCAGAUCUCAUUAUUGCAGAUAUUUAUGGGUUUUUUCAAGAGGGAUGAGAUUGAGGCAAGAUUCGCCAUGUAUAACUCCGAUUGAUAAAUUACACUCUUAUCAAAAUAAUUGGGGAGAGAUUACAAGGUGCCCCUUCAUCAAGAACCCUGUCCCUAGCUAGUCAGAUUUGCUGCAAAUUUUAUGUUGUUUGAUUAAUACAUUCAUUUAUUCUUUCGUUCAUUUAGUUAAUUAGUAUCUUUGUUCUUAAUUUACUUAUGAACCAAGUAACGCAAUAGCGCACGCUCUCUUUUGGUAUGCAAGGGGUUCCAUGUUCGACAAUCGUGCUGGAACUAUCCGUAUCCCUUUA